Thyridium curvatum is the source of this 489-nucleotide messenger RNA. RefSeq lists its product as uncharacterized. The record is from RefSeq and is a predicted model, not a curated record. Bases 1 to 489 code for a protein of 162 amino acids. NCBI's taxonomy places the organism in Eukaryota, Fungi, Ascomycota, Sordariomycetes, Thyridiales, Thyridiaceae. The transcript has a single exon.
AUGGCUUCCAAGCAAUUCUUCGACCCGCUCACCCUCCUCCGGGUCGCGCCGCUCGUGACGUCAACCUGCUCGCUAUGGUACUGUGUCGACCAGGACCUCUUCCUCGGCCAAUUCGUCAAACCUCACAACCGUGAGAAGGGCAAGGAGAUCCUACCGGGAUACUGGAAGACCUUUUUGUCGCCCGGACUCGCCGUCAUCUUCGGGUUGUACGGCGCCUCCCUCGGCGCGGGAGUGGCCAAUGCUCUCCGCGGCAGGCCCGCCGUGUCCCGCUUCUACGCUAUCGGCGCCGCCUUCACCGCGGCCCACUUCCUCUUCGUGCCGCUCGUCAUGCCAAAGAUCCAGGGCAUGGUUGAUGACGAGCCCAAGGGACAGGCUUGCGAGCACCAGCAGGGCUGGCUCAAGGUGCACAGGAUCCGCUCGCUCGUGGUGGACCUCCCAGGCUGGCUUUGCUUCCUGGCCGCGGCCCUCGAGUCUGUCAAGGCGAUCUAG